GCCCCGCCUGCGCCAUUCCCCUCGCUGACUGGUCAGAAUACAAAAACCAGAUCCGCUUCCCUUUUGCAAAUAAUAGUGCCACGGCAUAUAAUUUGGCCCACCUUCUGUGGGACCGCCUCUCUCUCGCUGCUUUCGCCCUCGUCCGUGCAGGGGAUCCCGGAGCUGGGAGCGGCUCCAGCACAGGUGCUGCCGCAGCGUCCGGGCAGCGGGGACAGCGCGGGACUGAGCUGGCAGCGCCUUCCUGAGCCUCGGUGUCCCGCAGGGCCGGGACCAGCCGGGACCUGUCAUCAUGUCCCUUUCCAUGGGCCAUCCCCGUGGGUGUACAGCUAUUCCCGAGGCCGAUCUCCGAAAGGCUUUUUCGGCACUACUGAUAUGUCAAGAGCACGGGGCUGUUUGUUUCAAGCAGAGAGAUGCCGGCUGUGAGCUGGAGCAGAGUGAAUUCUGCUCCAUCCAUGGGCCUGUGAAGGAGCUCCUGCAUCUCCAGGAGAAACGUGCACCCGGGCUGACACACUUGUCUGGCACGCAAGAAACAACUUGGGAGCAUGCAGUGAGUGAGGCUGUGAAGAAUGGAAUCUGCAGCAGCGAUGGCAGAGUGAGGGAGCCCCUGGAUCCCCAGGGCUCAUCAGCAACCGGCCAUGGGCACAGAAGCAUCCUCAGCAAAUUGCCGGGCAAGAGGUUCAGCUGCCAUCCCGUGCUCAUCUUGGUGCUGAUCCUGCUCCUGGUGCUGGUGCUGGCGUUGGCGGUGGCCUUGGCUGUGCAGUCAGCACCACAGGCUCCAGUUCCACCUGGGACACUGCAGUUGGUUUUGGGCUGUCCCUCUGGCUGGGUUGGAUACAAUGGACUCUGCUACUACUUCUCAAAGGAUUACAGAACCUGGGAUGAGGGUCAGGAGCGGUGCUCGGAGCUCGGGGCCUCCCUGGCCAUUGUCAAGGAUGAGGCAAUGGAUUUGCUCUUCCGCCUCGGCGGGAACGGCGAUUACUGGGUGGGGCUGCGCAGAUGGGGCGAGCACCUGCAGUGGGGGGACGGCAGCAGCUUCAGCUCCUCGGUUCCUGUCCUGGGCAAUUCCGAGUGUGUGUACCUGGCUGAGGAGAAAUUCAGGAGUGUGAUCUGCUCGAAUCCGCACCCGUAUCUCUGCAGCAAGCCCCGAGCUCCCCUGUAACAGGGGCUGGAGAAAAGAGCUUCUCCACGCUAGGCAGUCCCAGCUUCACCUCUCAGCCCAGCUCAGGGCUGUCCUUUCUCAGCUGCACCCUGUGCCUUGCACUUGCUCUCAGGGUCACCUCAGUGCCUGUUCAUCCCCACUGCCAGCGCUGGGCUGGCUGUUCAAAGGAAAAGUUUCUGCAAUCCGUCCUGCCAGCCUGCUAGCUGGAUUGAGCGGAUUGUUCUCAUUGAACAACACGCUCGAAUGGGAAAUUCAGAUUUUCCUGGUCUCUUGGAAAACAUCAGAAUGAUGCCUGAAGGUGAGACUUUUGGUCUGUCAUUGGAAAAGGAAGAAUAGCUGACAUGUGCUGAGGAGGAAUCCCACUUUUGGCAUUAGGCACCUGUGUGUGAAGAAUAGUCUCUCUGUCGGUCUCUCUCUCUCUGUCUGUCUGUUUAUUUAUCUGUCUGUUGCCAAGGAUCUGUCUGCUCUUCUAUGGGAGCAAUCCAGGUUGAAGCUGGAGAAGGAUUUAUCUCCCUGAGUGAGAAGCAGUAACAUGGCCUGAUUGUAAUUCCCGUCCCUCUGUGCCACUGUGUGGGGAGGACAGAGGGAGGGAGAGAAUUGGGAAUAAGAUGAAGCCCCAGAAGCAGAGAAUAGUGCGGGGAAGGCACAUUAUAAGAAUUUUGCAUACUUCUCCUUGCCUUGCUCUGAUUUUCUUGAUAAUAAAUUCAAUGAAUUUUCCCUG
Molecule: messenger RNA, 1880 nt
Organism: Oenanthe melanoleuca
Lineage: Eukaryota; Metazoa; Chordata; Aves; Passeriformes; Muscicapidae
Product: C-type lectin domain family 2 member D-like
Exons: 6
Coding region: 290-1159 (289 amino acids)
Source: RefSeq, a predicted model, not a curated record